Molecule: messenger RNA, 1401 nt
Organism: Psammomys obesus (fat sand rat)
Lineage: Eukaryota; Metazoa; Chordata; Mammalia; Rodentia; Muridae
Gene: Best4
Product: bestrophin 4
Exons: 9
Coding region: 1-1401 (466 amino acids)
Molecular function (GO): chloride channel activity
Source: RefSeq, a predicted model, not a curated record
AUGACGGUGUCUUACACUCUCAAAGUGGCAGAGGCCCGCUUCGGGGCCUUCUCCGGCCUGCUCCUCCGCUGGAAGGGCAGCAUCUACAAGCUCCUAUACAAGGAGUUCCUGCUCUUCUGUGCCUUGUACGCUGUGCUCAGCAUCACCUACAGGCUGUUGCUCACCCAGGAGCAGAAGCAUAUUUAUGCCCAGGUGGCCCGGUACUGCAACCACUCGGCAGACCUCAUCCCCUUGUCAUUUGUGCUGGGUUUCUACGUGACUUUGGUGGUGAACCGCUGGUGGUCUCAGUACACAAGCAUCCCGCUGCCGGACCAGUUAAUGUGUGUCAUCUCAGCCGGCGUGCACGGCGUGGACCAGAGCGGCCGUCUGCUCCGCCGAACCCUCAUCCGCUAUGCAAACCUGGCAUCGGUUUUGGUGCUACGUUCUGUGAGCACUCGUGUGCUCAAGCGCUUCCCCACCAUGGAGCACGUGGUGGUCGCAGGUUUCAUGUCUCAGGAAGAGAGGAAAAAGUUCGAGAGCCUGAAAUCUGACUUUAACAAAUAUUGGGUCCCUUGCGUCUGGUUCACUAACCUAGCCUCCCAGGCCCGCAGGGAUGGACGCAUUCGUGAUGACAUCACUCUCUGUCUCAUACUGGAAGAGCUGAACAAGUACCGUGCCAAGUGCAGCAUGCUGUUCCACUAUGACUGGAUCAGCAUUCCCCUUGUCUACACCCAGGUGGUCACCAUAGCCGUAUAUUCCUUCUUCGCCCUUUCCCUGGUUGGCCGCCAGUUUGUGGAGCCACAGACAGGGGCGGCCACGCUCCAGAGGCCUCUGGCGCCAGGCAAUGAGACCUCUCCUGCUCUAGGGGACCUGGACAUGGUCGUGCCUCUCACCACGCUGCUGCAGUUUUUCUUUUACGCUGGUUGGCUCAAGGUGGCCCAACAGCUCAUUAACCCCUUUGGAGAGGAUGACGACGACUUUGAGACCAAUCAGCUCAUAGACCGGAACUUGCAGGUGUCCCUGCUCUCUGUGGAUGAUAUGUACCAGAACCUGCCUCCCGCUGAGAAGGAUCAGUACUGGGAUGAGGCCCAACCUCAGCCACCCUAUACGGUGGCCACAGCAGCAGAGUCUCUGCGUCCUUCCUUCCUGGGUUCCACUUUCAACCUGCGCAUGAGCGAUGACCCUGAGCAGCGUCUGCAGAUGGACGCGGCCCUGCCCACGCCUGCCACACAGACCCCGCUGCUGGGCCGCUUCCUGGGCGCAGGAGCGCCCUCGCCUGCCGUAAGCCUGCGCAACUUCGGCCGAGCGCGCGCUCCCAGGACCCCGCACCUGCUGCGCUUCCGGCCCGAGUCCUCCGGCGAGGAGGCUGCAGGCCGCAUCGAGGAGGCUGCGGAAUCUGGAGAUGAGGCUCUGGAACCCUGA